This is a messenger RNA of Stegodyphus dumicola, 5406 nucleotides long. RefSeq names its product RNA-binding protein Nova-1-like protein passilla (gene ps). Gene Ontology annotation, molecular function: RNA binding. The record is from RefSeq and is a predicted model, not a curated record. Lineage: Eukaryota; Metazoa; Arthropoda; Arachnida; Araneae; Eresidae.
GGGACUUAUCACUUCAAAAUACUCGUCCCAUCUGUUGCUGCGGGAGCUAUCAUUGGUAAGGGGGGCGAGACCAUUGCCCAAUUACAAAAAGAGGCUGGGGCUAGAGUUAAAAUGUCAAAAGCAACAGAUUUUUAUCCAGUACUUUGCCUCACCAGUGACUGAGUGGAUAAGGCUACUAAUCUUUCACAUUCUUCAAAUUGAGGUCAGAUUGCAGUGAACUGGCUGGCUGCGUGGGAAUUUUAUGGUUUUCACCAUGCGUAAUGUAAAUGAAAUUUCGUUUCCCAUGAAACACUUUCCUUCACUUGGCAAGUAGCCUUCAUAAUUCCCUUGUUUAUAUAAUUCAACCAUCUGAUUGCUGAAAAAAGGAACAACAGAAAGGGUGUGUCUUAUUACCGGGAGUGUCGACGGUAUUGUACGGAUCCAUGAAUUCAUUAUGGAAAAAGUUAAAGAAAAACCUGAUCCAAAUGCAAAAAUGGCCAUUGAUUUUGAUCACAAGCAGCCAGCAGAAAGAGAGAAGCAAGUUAAAAUCCUCGUUCCUAAUAGUACAGCAGGGAUGAUUAUAGGUAAAGGUGGCAGUUAUAUCAAACAAAUUAAAGAAGAAAGUGGUGCUUAUGUACAAAUAUCUCAGAAGUCCAAGGACCAUGCCUUAGCUGAACGUUGUAUAACUGUGAUUGGUGAGAUGGAGAACAAUAAAACUGCUUGUCAUAUGAUUCUAGCAAAAAUUGUUGAAGAUCCACAGAGUGGUAGUUGUCUUAAUGUAAGUUAUGCUGAUGUAACUGGUCCAGUAGCCAAUUUCAAUCCUACUGGCUCACCUUUUGCCAAUCCUGGUAGUGUUCCUAGUGGUGCUAUGAAUAACAGCAACACCAGUUACAGUUCUAAUGGCAGCUUAAAUAGCCUCAGUCCUACUGUAACCAACAGUUUCCAUAGUCCUCAAACUGGUGCCACCCACACAGGAAUUGUGCCAUUUCCUGGUAUGGGAAUGGGUGGCCCUGCAAUCCCUCCUACCAAUGCUGCUCAGGUAAUUGAAACGAUCAAGACAAUGCUUAGAGGAAAUGGUUUUUCCGAACAAGCAGUGUCUGAGAUUAGUGCAGCAUUGAAUGUAUUAGCUAGUUAUGGUAUUCUAGGAAUUGGACUUGGUAUAUUAAAUGGAGUUAAUGGCGCUCCGGUUGUGGGUGGUCUUGGAAUGGGAAUGCCAAAUUCUGCAGCAACUAGUUGUCCAAUGCCACCAGGAGGAAUGACAAAUCAGGCUAUGUAUACAUCUCCAACAGGUGUACCAGGAAUGGAAGCUGCUUGCAAUUCUGUAGUUACAUCCGGUCCAAUGGGAGCUGGCUCUAGUAUGUUUGGCCCUAUUGGAAGCCUUGGAAAUGGCAUGUCAGGAUUAGGCCUUGGACCUGGCUUUACUUCACCUACUACAUCUCGUUCAAGUGACCGUUUUCUUGUACAAGCAGAUGCAGCCGUAUUUGAACCGUUCCGUAGAACCUCUCCUGCCCUUGCUUCACCAAGUGCAGCUGCCUUACCUGUGAAUAAUAAUUCUUUUGGACUCGGAACUGGUUUAAAUUCUGGACCUCCUAGUUUGAGGAAAAGUCCUACUCCUAGUGAUAGGCAAAUUGGUGAUGCUACAAAAAUAGAAAUUGAAGUUGGCGAAAACAUAGUUGGAGCAAUAUUGGGACCAGGUGGAAAAGCACUUGUAGAAAUUCAACGAUUUAGUGGAGCUAACAUUCAGAUCUCUAAAAAAGGAAUAUUUGCUCCUGGAACACGUAAUCGCAUAGUCACUAUCACUGGUCUCACUAAUGCUGUUAACACUGCUCAGUACCUCAUUGAGCGUCAAAUAGCAGAGGAAGAAGCAAAGCGAGCUCAACAAAAUGCCAUGGGAGUUCUACGUUAACAAGAACUUUACCUAGUGUUAUGUUAUCGCCUUCCUCAUCAUAUUUCUUUAUCUAUGGUUUUAUUCCCUCUUCUGUAAACCUGCAUGCACCUAUGGUGCAAAGCUGUGUGGUGAUUAGAACCCAAGCACCUUGCUACAGCUCUGAGUGAAUAAAUUGCCUAUUAACCUUAUCAUACUGUAAUAUAUAUACAUGAAAGUUUGUAUCAUCUAGGAAAUAAUGGGUAAUAAUUAUAGCUGUAUUUGCACUUUUUGUUGCAUAACAGCACAUGGUGUGUGCAUACAAAUGGAUUCAAUGGUCUGAUCAGAAGUGUAUUUUCACGAACUGGUUGUUAUUGUUACCCAAGCUGCACUGACUAUACAAAUGUGGCCAUUCAGGCUCCUCAUAAGGAAAGAAAAUAAAAGUGGAUUAAAUUUUAUAACAAAUUGAUAGAUUUUUGUAACUUCAGUUUAUGUUUUUGUUCAUGAACAUUUGCAAAGUAAAGUGCUUUGAUAAAUUUAUUCUUUUGUGUUGAUGUUUGGCUAAGUCAUUUAGUUUUGCUAUGCUUGGAUGUUUAACUGGUAGCCAGAGUUACUUUAUGAUUGGGAGUAUUCUUAUUUUGCUUCCAUAUAUAUUAUAUAUAUAUAUAUAUAUAUAUAUAUAUACAACACAUUUACAAUACAUAUACAUAUAUAUUUUCAAUUAUAGGAUAAAUAUACUAGCAAUUACGCUGAAAAAUGAUUUCUAAUAAGGUAAAAAAAAAUCAAAGACCUUAUUGGCUGUGAUCAGUAUUGCAUUCAUUUUGCAAAACCUUAUGUUUAUUUCUUAUUUUGUCUUUAUGGUUGUUUUCAACUUUUCUAAUGCAUUCAUUUAUUAUUUAGAUCCAAAACUUUGUGCAAAUUUAAAAUGUAAAUUGGUUGGCUGUGAUCAGUAUUGUAAUCUAUUUUAUUGCGUGUUAUAAUCUUCAAACAUAUAACAUAAAUUUCUCUCUUAUUUACCGUUUACAUUUUGUUAAUAUUCAAAUAACACAUUUAUUCAUCUCAUAGAAUAUUUAAAUACGAACUCAAAUCAUAAAAUAACUGGCUGUGAUCAGUAUUGUGAUUUCAAGGAUUUUUCAUGAAAUUGUUUUAAUUCUUAAGUUAUUGUUUACAUCAUAAAAAUAUCAUUGUUCCUCUGUGCUUCAGUUUUGUUACAAGUUGUGUUAUAUAUAUAUAAAGUUAUUAAAUCAAAUAUUAAAAAAAUUGUGGUGUGAAAAAUUACUUGAGCUAUAACUACAUGUUUAAUAGCCUUAAAAAUGAGCAUGUUCAGGUUAGCACUUGGAAUUCAGUUUUUAAAAGAUUCUAAAUGAAUUUUUUAUAUAUACAAGAUAGCAAAUAUUUUUUUCUUUUGUUGUUUAAAUGAAUGCAGGUGUGUUUUUAAUGUUUUCGUGCUUCCAUUAGUGUAAUUUUUAUUUGACAGUUCCUGAAAUGGAAGUUAUAUGAAAUGUAUAAAGAAUGAUCAUAUGUGAGAUAUAUUUUUUGUGAGAUUAUAUUCAAAGCUUUGUUGUAUUUCUGAAAAUUGUAAAUAUUCUGCAAAUUAGAUUAAAAAAAAUUUCAGAUUCUGUUGUUCAGUUGUGUAGCCUCUAAAGAAUUUAUUUAAUUAUUUUAAUAUAUUAUGUUGAAUUUAUACUUGUAUAGUUUUCAUUCGAUCAAGUACCCAAUGUAGCAGUAAUUUUUAAAUUUGUAUAUUUUAUUUUUCAUUAUAUGUAAUAAAAUGUAGUAUAUGAAAAAUAUAUGAAAUUUACUAUUUGAUAUGAAGUAAGACAAAGAUCAUGUAGCAAUAAUUGGAAUAAUCUAUGCAAGUACUUAACAUUUACAAUAUUGUUUCAGUCACCAAUGACCUCUGUUUGAAUCUUUUACCAUAAGAGCUUUAUUAAUUGAUAGAAAUAUUAUGCUAUUUGCUAAAAAAUUGAACUUUAAUGAGGAACAUUUCUUGUUCCAAUUUACCUGAUAGCAAUUACAAGUUUUUAAUGUUUUAUUAGGUAACUUUGCUUAUAUUAAAACUCAAAAUACAUGUAUAUAAAUAUAUAUGUAUGCAAUACUUAAUAACCAUUAAUUCUAACUUUAACAAUUGUUGAAAUAAUUUAAUGAGCUGUUAUGUUUUCCCUUUGAAACUGCAUACUAAACAAAAAGUGCAGAUUUUCCUUCAGGUUAGUAUAUAUAUAUAUAUAUCAUUCAAUACUUUUGCUGCUGAUCAGCAUCGAAAUGUUUAAAAGAAUGCCUUCAUUGUUUUUAUAUCUGAAUAUUACAGCACAUCUUAUCAUUCAUAAGAACCAUCAGUGAAACUUUAUAAAGCCUUUCAGUGAAAACCCAUUUGUAUGGGAAAUCUGAUGUUGAAUGUGAUUUCUUUUUAAGAUUUUCAUAUGGACAUUUUGUCAAAUACCUUCCUCCUUUCUAUGUAUGCCACCACCAUCUGUCUGUGUGAGGAUUCAUUUUGUAAGGCAUGAGUCAAGUUACAUUUCAGUUUGUAAGCUUAGGGUUAUUGUACUUAAAUUUUUAUUUUCAAAUUUUUCUUCUAAAUAUGUUUCAGUCAUAGAAGUGAGGUGAAUGAAAUUCUAUAAACAUUAUAUACAUAAAACCUAUACUUAAAUGUUCUCCUUAUAUAGGUAAAGAACAGUUAACUAUGCAAUAUUUGAAAGUAUAGUUAGGUGCUUUAAAAUGAACAUAACUGUGCUUUUCUUUUUCUGCAUUAUUCUGUGCUUUUGUACAAAUCACCUGUGAGUCAGAAAUUCUCAGCAUAGUCAUUGUUCAUCAUAAACACCAAUUUAUUCUUUCUGGUUUGGUAGCCAGAGCUGACUAGUCUUCUAUAUAUUUGUGUGUGCAUAUGUAUGUAUGAGAAUGUGGGUGGGUGCUGAAGAUGGUGGUGGAUCUAUCUUCAAAUGCUCAUUAUUCAUAAAGUUUGCACUUAAUUUGCAAAUUAUGCAGUGAUUUAUCAAUUAACAAUAUUUGAAAAGACUGAAAUUUUGUUUGUAAUUUUAUAAAACUUUUCUUUUUUGAAGAAUAAUAAUGAUAUGACUUUGUCAAAUCAUACUCAAUAUGUUAAUUGUAUUUCAACUGAAUACAUUAUUUUAUAGUCAUGUGUUCUUUGAGUGCAAGCAAGUUGUUGUUGGCUUGUCUCAUAAGUUAAGGUUUUCGCUAUAUAUCUAUAUAUUUUUAUUUUUCAUUGAGUUUGGCUAUAAUUGAAGUGAUUUUGGAAUGGAAAUUACACAGCUUUUACUGCUGCUAAAUGAAAUAAAGAUGUAAUGCCCUGCUUUGAUGUCUCUCAUUUUGUAACAAAUAUAAAAUAUAACUUUUCUUCAUUCUGAUUGCAAUAAGACCACUAACUAUAUAAUAAGUCUUUUGACAUAUUCUUUAAGUUUUCUAUUAUUUGUCACACAUUUCAUACUUGUUUGGAUUUCGUUGAGAAUGUUCAAAGUGCAAACUGCACUCUAGGUCUGUUGUUUAUGGGGAAGCUUUGUAUUUUCCACAUGUAUUUACAGUGGUUAUAAUAAAGAGAGAAAACUUUA